AGGUUCCUGUCCACUUAACCAGACCUCUCCACAACAGCCCUCUUGGGAACUCUCCCAAAUUCCGGUUUCAAGCUGUGGUCCAACUUCCACAUGGUGCGCUUCCAAGAGGUAGUUUCCCCAGUCUCCAUGCUCGUACUCUCCAACCACCUAUCUCUCUCCAGCCGAGCGAACCCGAGAGCGAAGACUCCGCCUCCGACCGCAUAUGCCCGUUCGGGGGUAUAAAAGCGGGCGCUCUGAGCGAGCGACACUCAUUCGUGUGCCGACCGCUCGCAGCAAAAGAUAUAGAAAUCGAGAACGCAAACGCAGAAAACACGCUGGAUUAAAGUGUUUCGUUUCGAACAUCGACAGAGUGAAAAUAACUAAGUGAAGUGAGCGCACAAAGCCAACUUGCCAACUCGCAGAGAAACCAAAAUCAAAUCAAAUCGAAUUGAAUUGAAAAGCAAGUCAAGAGCAAUCUUUAACUGAACCUCGCAAAGUAAUCCGGUACGACCGUGUAACAACCGCCAAGAUUCUACUCAAGGAGCGUAAAGCAAUCAUCUCCAGAAUGAAGUCCCUGACGGCCGUUUGCCAGACAGGUGCCUCCGGAAUGCCGGCCUUGAACGCCAGCGGGCGCAUCCAGCGCCACCCCACGCACCGCGGCGAUGGGGAGAACGCCGAGAUGAAGAUGUAUCUGUCCAAGCUGAAGGACCUAGUUCCCUUCAUGCCCAAGAACAGGAAGCUCACCAAGCUGGAGAUCAUCCAGCACGUCAUCGACUACAUCUGCGACCUGCAGACCGAGCUGGAAACGCACCCCGAGAUGGGCAACUUCGAUGCGGCAGCCGCUCUGACGGCGGUGAACGGACUCCACGAGGACGAGGACAGCGACAUGGAGGAUGCGGAUGCCGAGGCGGAAACGGAAUUCGAUUCAGAUGUCCUCGCCCAGCGCCUGAACGCCGAACAGCCGGCAAAAGUCUCUAGUCCCGCCGCCCGUCUCCCGCUCACCGAUCGCCAAACGCCCAACACUCUUGUGGCGCACGCCCAUCCGCAACAGCAGCAGCAGCAGCCACAGCAACUGCAACUGCAACUGCAGCAGCAGCAACUGCAAUCACAGCAGCAACUGUCCAACAGUUUAGCAACGCCACUGAAUGCGGAGAAAGACAGCAGACAGUCGUAAGCGUGGAAACGCCCAGCGGGGAAAACCCACGGAACCUAUAAACUUAUUAACUAAAUGCAUAAUGAAAGUAAAUACAGUCAAAACUCCACUCGCAACCUUCGUGUGAAGAUCUCCGCAUAAGAUAUCGUGUGAAACUCUCAAGAAAACCACAGCCCAGGCGCAUCUCUACAACGCUCCUUUUCCCGGGGAAAGGAAAACCCGGGGAAACGAGACCUCGCUUUUGGCUCGACAGAGUUUAGUUUAAACAUUUAUUAACAAGAACACAACACAAAACCUAGCAUUAGAGCAGCGUAAGCAAGUAAACAUUAUGAUUAUCAAUUAAACAUUACAACUAGGAUGGCGCUUAAGAAUGAACGGAAGAAAACUUGGCAAAGCUUUAAACAAUUUAAUUUUUCCUUUAACGCUUGAAAUUACACUGAAGCAUAUAUUUUUGUUUUCCUAAUUUUAGUUUUGUUUUGGUUUAAACAACGCAAGAAAAAAUGUUACUAAUGCAAAGCAAACAACAGAGAUCAGCAAUAAAAAGAAUUUAAUAAAAAUGCACAGGCAUCAAACUGGAAUUACGUUGAGUCAUCGUUUUCUGCAUUGCGAUUAUGAUAUGAUUUCAAUCCAAAUGACUUUCCUAUUAAUUUUAAUCAAUGAAGAGUUUUCCUAUUAUUGAUUAGCCACAGCCAAUAAAUAACAAGAACAACCAACUCAGCAGCACACACAUUCAAAUUCAUUAAUUUAUAUCGAGAGAGUACGUUUAGUGUUUAAGUUUUGAGAAUGUUCAUUUCCAGGCACUAAUUUUCACUCACAC
Molecule: messenger RNA, 1949 nt
Organism: Drosophila santomea
Lineage: Eukaryota; Metazoa; Arthropoda; Insecta; Diptera; Drosophilidae
Gene: emc
Product: protein extra-macrochaetae
Exons: 2
Coding region: 545-1153 (202 amino acids)
Biological process (GO): cell differentiation; circadian regulation of gene expression; negative regulation of transcription by RNA polymerase II
Cellular component (GO): cytoplasm; nucleus
Molecular function (GO): transcription regulator activity; protein dimerization activity
Source: RefSeq, a predicted model, not a curated record